Microthlaspi erraticum is the source of this 1119-nucleotide messenger RNA. The record is from the annotation of a GenBank genome assembly. NCBI's taxonomy places the organism in Eukaryota, Viridiplantae, Streptophyta, Magnoliopsida, Brassicales, Brassicaceae.
AUGUUGGCGAAGCAUGGAGUCGUCAUCUCUGGCUUAGGACGAUUCACUUCUCACUCACCUUCUUCUUCAACUGUGCUCAGAAGGCAACAGUUCCUUGUACGAGCGCUUUGUGGCUCGAAUUCGAAAAUCCAUCGCCCCAAGCUCAUCAGAGCAAUGAGUUCCACAUCGGAGGCCGACGCUGAGAGUGUCCUUAGAACAGUGACGCCAUCGCUCGACCCCAAACGACACAAAGGCCAAGCUGGGAAGAUAGCUGUGAUUGGAGGCUGUCGUGAAUACACAGGAGCUCCAUACUUCGCCGCCAUUUCAGCUUUGAAAAUCGGUGCUGAUUUGUCUCAUGUCUUCUGCACGAAAGACGCAGCUCCUGUUAUCAAGAGCUAUAGUCCUGAGCUUAUAGUCCACCCUGUUCUUGAGGAAUCGUACAGCAUCAGUCAUUACAGUGAGGAAAGUCAAAGAGAAGUCCAGGAGAGAGUGCUUGGGGAAGUUGAUAAGUGGAUGGAAAGAUUUGAUUGCCUUGUUAUUGGUCCUGGUUUGGGAAGAGAUCCGUUUCUCCUGGAAUGUGUGAGCAAAAUCAUGAGUCUUGCCAAAAAGUCGAAUGUUCCUUUCGUUGUAGAUGGGGACGGGCUGUUUCUUGUGACAAAUUCCAUUGAUCUUGUCAAGAGCUAUCCGCUUGCUGUGUUAACCCCAAAUGUGAACGAGUAUAAGCGUCUGGUUCAGAAAGUGCUGAAUUGUGAAGUAGAUGAACAGAAUGCUGAAGAUCAGCUACGUUCUUUGGCCAAACAGAUUGGUGGUGUGACGAUUCUGAGGAAAGGGAAAUCUGAUCUUAUAAGCAAUGGGGAGACUGUAAAAUCAGUGAGCAUUUAUGGUUCGCCAAGGCGCUGCGGUGGACAAGGCGAUAUUCUCUCUGGGAGUGUUGCAGUGUUUUUGUCAUGGGCGCAACAGCUUAAAUCAGGUCCUGAGAGUGGCUCUGAGAAUCCAGCUAUGUUGGGAUGCAUAGCUGCAUCUGGCCUACUGAGAAAGGCUGCAUCUCUGGCUUUUGCAAAACAUAAGAGAUCAACUCUCACAAGCGACAUCAUCGAAUGUUUAGGGGAGAGUUUGGAGGAGAUCUGCCCUGCAUCUUGA